Molecule: messenger RNA, 2587 nt
Organism: Nymphaea colorata (pocket water lily)
Lineage: Eukaryota; Viridiplantae; Streptophyta; Magnoliopsida; Nymphaeales; Nymphaeaceae
Product: phenylalanine--tRNA ligase beta subunit, cytoplasmic
Exons: 20
Coding region: 130-1923 (597 amino acids)
Biological process (GO): phenylalanyl-tRNA aminoacylation
Cellular component (GO): cytoplasm; phenylalanine-tRNA ligase complex
Molecular function (GO): RNA binding; phenylalanine-tRNA ligase activity; ATP binding
Source: RefSeq, a predicted model, not a curated record
UUGAGUCAAUAUUCCACUCAAACAGUCGACCGGUUCUUGGCUAGGACAUCAAGAACCCUAGCUCUCUCGCUCUCUCUCUCUCUCUCUCUCCGUGCUUCUGCUUCUGCAGGGACCGAGAGCCAUUCUGCCAUGCCGACGGUUAGCGUGGGACGGGACCUUCUCUUCGAAGCUCUCGGGAGGAGCUAUACACAGGAAGAGUUCGAGUCGCUAUGCUUCGACUUUGGUAUCGAGCUCGACGAUGUCACGACGGAAAAGGCCAUAAUCAGGAAAGAAAAGCACUUGGAAGAAGAAACAUCAGAGGAUGAGGAGGUUAUUUACAAGAUCGAGGUUUCUGCCAAUAGGUAUGAUCUUCUCUGCAUUGAAGGUCUUGCACAAGCACUGCGUAUCUUCAUCGGUGUUGAUAAAAUACCUACUUAUAAAGUGGUUGACAUGCCAAAAGAUUCCGUGCUUAAAAUGCAUGUUAAGCCAGAGACCUCUUGUGUCCGCCCUUUCAUCGUAUGUGCUGUUCUGAGAGGAGUUACCUUUAAUGAGGCAAGAUAUAACAGUUUCAUUGAUCUUCAAGACAGGUUGCAUCAGAACAUCUGUAGGAAGAGGACACUCGUUGCAAUUGGAACACAUGACCUGGAUACAUUAAAGGGGCCCUUCACGUAUGAGGCUUUGCCACCUUCAGAUAUAAAUUUUGUUCCCUUGAAACAGGUGAAAAGCUUCAGAGCAGAUGAACUGAUGGAGUUCUAUAAAGGAGAUUUGAAGUUAAAGAAAUUUUUGCAUAUAAUCGAAAACUCUCCAGUAUAUCCAGUCAUUUAUGACUCAAAUCGGACUGUCUUAUCAUUGCCUCCUAUCAUUAAUGGAGCACACUCUGCAAUCAGAUUAGAAACGAGAAAUGUGUUGAUUGAGUGUACAGCAACAGACUUAACAAAGGCUAAGAUCGUCUUGAAUACUAUGGUGACCAUGUUUUCAGUGUACUGUGAAAGAAAAUUUGAGGUUGAGCCAGUUGAGGUGAUAUAUCCUGACAAUAAGAUCCACAUAUAUCCUGAUUUGUCCUUUUCGAAGUUCGAUGUACCUCUUUCUUAUAUCACCAACUCCAUUGGCGCUAAACUGGAACCUUCUGAGGUGAUACAUCUUUUGAAUAGAAUGCAAUUGCAUGGCCGGUUGUCAGAAUCAAGUGAUGGUGUUCACCACAUUCAUUUGUCUGUGCCUCCGACUAGAAGUGAUAUACUGCAUGCUUGUGAUGUGAUGGAGGAUGUUGCAAUUGCAUACGGUUAUAACAAAAUCCCCAAGACAAAGCCAGAGACAUUCACACAAGGACGCCAACAGCCGCUCAACCAAAUCACAGAUCUCAUAAGACUGGAGGUAGCAAUGGCUGGAUUUUCUGAAGUCCUAACAUGGAUUCUCUGUUCAUAUAAAGAGAACUUCUCAAUGCUGAACCGUAAGGAUGACUCAAAAACUGCAGUAAUUAUUGGGAAUCCUCGUUCAUCAGACUUUGAGGUUGCACGAACAAGCAUGAUGCCUGGUCUGUUGAAAACAGUAGGGCACAAUAAAGAUCAUCCGAGACCCAUUAAGAUUUUUGAAGUUGGUGAUGUUGUGCUUCUUAAUGGUGAAAGUGAUGUGGGUGCAGUUAAUCGUCGCCAUCUUGCUGCACUAUAUUGCAAUGCUAAUUCUGGCUUUGAGGUUAUUCAUGGCCUUGUGGAUAGGAUCAUGGACAUUGUUGGAGUGCCUAUUGUUGCAGCUGGAGAUGAGACCGGUUAUUAUAUAAGGCCAUCUUCUGAACCAGAAUUUUUCCCAGGCAGGCAAGCGAGUAUCAUUUUCAAAGGGAAGCAAAUUGGUGCAUUUGGCAUUGUGCAUCCCGAGGUUUUAACCAAAUUUGAUAUCCCAGACCCUUGCUCAUUUGUGGAAAUCAGCCUUGAGCCAUUUUCAUGGACUUAAAUGGAUGGGAGACACAGUAUAGCUGUCUUGCCAGGCCUGUUGUUCGAUUUUUUGGUUGGUGAUACAAUUUUUUUCAGUGUUUCUCAUCGAUCUACAUCAUCCGCUGUACUGGGGUUGGCACAUGAUUUGCCUUUUCCAGAUUCUUAUGCUUGUUUAUGUCACAGUUACAGGUCAAUCUACCUUAAGAGGUUAGCGAGAUUGAUAACUUAAUUCAAGAAAAUUUGACGAUUUUGGAUGGUGUCAAGGGACAGCCCAUAUACCUUUUUGGUGCCUGUGUUGCAUUCAUUGAUUGUAGUAUUUGGACAGAAACAAGAACCAAUCAUAAAUACAGCUCAUUUUUGUGACCUAAAUUGUAAGACCAUGAAAUUUUGUAAUCUAUUUUUUUUUUAUUCGUAGGUUGGAAUAAGUUUGAAAAUUUCUCAAGAUAGCUUUCUUUUGUAUAACGCUAUCUUGUUGUAGUCACUAUGCAUACGGUUAGCAGUCUCUAAAUGACCAAAAGGAAACUAUUUUCAAAGUGAAGAAACAAGGUUGCAUGUUUUGUCUUCACUGUAACAUAUACGGCAGUGUCUGCAUGACAGACAUUAGCUAGAGAAAUAUUUGCUCUUACGUUUGUACUUCUAGACUGGUCUGGUAUAUGAUGCUACUGGAUUGUUCAUGCUUGGAA